AUGAUUCUGCCCAAGACGGUCAUCAUCGCCGGCCAACCAUCGAUCUGUGCCGGUUCAUCUUGUAACAAAGGGAUGAGGCAAUUUCAAGCUGAAGAUGAAUUCUGGUCAACAUAUCUAGAGGCUGCGCGCGAGGAAGAUGAAUGGCGCCCAAAGGAUUGGGAUGGGAAUACGGGAAGUAUCCUUACAUUUACCGGUCUCUUCGCAGCGACCGUAGCGGCGUUCGUAAUCGAAAGCUAUAAGUCUCUCGCGCCAGACUCGGGCGACCAAACAGUGGAACUGCUCACACAGUUACUCGCAGUUGCUACGAACGGAACUUCAUCUUCAUCCCUCGGUGAUAUCGCGAGAUCGCCUCCGUUUGCGGCGUCGACUUUGGACGUCCUUGCAAAUGCCUUCUGGUUUUGCAGUCUCUCUGUAUCCCUCGUCUGCGCGCUUCUGGCUACUCUCAUUCAGCAAUGGUCUAGAGACUAUGUGCGGGAUAUCCGACGCAAGCAGACCCUUGACGAGAGCAUACGCGGACGAGCAUUCAACCACAUCUAUGUUCGCAUGGGUGUCAACCGUUAUGGCAUGGACCAGAUGGUGUCCUGGCUUGUCGCUCUCGUUCAUCUUGCUGUUGCACUUUUUGCUGCGGGCCUCUUUCUCUUCCUAUACUCGAUUAACUCGCCCGUCGCUAUCUGCGCGACAACGGUCCAGCCGUGGUAG
This is a messenger RNA of Peniophora sp. CBMAI 1063, 699 nucleotides long. Lineage: Eukaryota; Fungi; Basidiomycota; Agaricomycetes; Russulales; Peniophoraceae. The record is from the annotation of a GenBank genome assembly.